AUUAAGUUGUUUUUUUCAAAAAAAAUAAAAAUCUAUUAAGUUGUUAUAGCCAACAGAAGGCUGGUCCUUGGUCCCCAAGAGAUCAAUCGUGGACCGGGAAUCGCUUUCUAUCCGUUGAUAACCCAUCCGAGCCGCCAUACGAAGACCAUGGUACACUCCCCAGGCCUCAGCUUCUCCUACAGAGCAUAUACCAAUAUUUGAGACAAAACAUCUGAUCCAUAAGUGACCGUUGCGGCCCGAACCGUAGUCUUCUUUUACGAGAUCGCAUCCGACGGCCACAUUUCAAUAAAUAACUAGCCGUUGGUGAUUUGAAUAAAGACCCACGCUCCCCUCUGUUUGUAUGCCUAUCCAGCAGGCAACGCUCCUUCAAUCUCUCUCUCUUUCCUCUUCCCCUUUGGGGUUUUUGGCAGACACAGUAUGGGCAAAUGAAAGGUGGGGGAGAAAUGGGUGGAAAGAAGUUUGGGAUGGAGAUCAGGCACAACAGGAGAGCACAGGGAGGUGAUAAACCAGAAUUUAGGAGCCCAUCCAUGCCCAUUUGUUGUUACCAAAAGAGGAUUAUCAGAAACUACUAAUGGGGUCUGCAAUAACAAUCCUUCUGUACCAUCUCAUAGGCCCAUCACAAGGAAAUUUGCUGCCCAAAUUUCUACCUCACAGCAACACUAUCAUGAGGGUUGUUUUAAAGGGAGACACUACUGAAAUAGAUGCAAGAUUUCUUCUGGAAAGACGAAUAUACACUUUACUGUCUCAAAUGUAUUUAUGAAUUUUUCAUUUAGUAUCUUGAGACUAUUUUUGGCAGUUGAGGAGGAUGUUUUGGCGUUUUUGAGGACAACAUCAAAAGAAAAUGACAGUGGUGUGCUCUGAGUUUGACAAGAUUGGAACAAUUAAAUGUUGAUUAUGAUGCCUUUCUUUUAUUCCUUAACAUGACUUCUUACACUCUUUCUUGGAUUUCCUUGUGGCUUUGGCUUUCAUGCUGAUAACUUUUGUUUCACAGUGAUAAACCUCCCUCAAAAGGAGUAAUUGGCCUCAAUUCUAGCUUUGUAAGGGUAAAGAGACCUGAGUCUCUUUUACUCUGAUUUGGUCCUGAAGAGGACAGAGUUUUUUCCAUUUGGUUCCCUCAAGCACCUAUGUUGCAUUGGGUUUCUUUAGUUUCUCCAUGUGAUCUGAGAGAUUGUAUUAGUAUUGGCAAUAGCAGUAGUUUUUCCUUUCUGACCCGGAUGCUUCUGCUUCUUAUGGAUAUGGACUCAGAAGUUCCGGAGAUGCUUCUGCCACCUCUGAAGGUUAUGUUGGAGGCUAUAGUAUUGCAAAUAGAGGAAUUGCAGCAUAGGCUUUCAUUAUUUGGAUACAUGAAAUAAAUGUUUAGGAGAAGGGACUGCAAUGAGAGACGUGGGUCUUGAAUAUCUACUAUCAUAUAUCCCUCUCGGAAUACAAGGAAAAUUGAUACUAUAGAGCUAACAGUGGCAUUGUCUAUAAAAGGGUGAACAUACAGACAUUCAGAGAGAGAGAAAGUUAAGGGAUUUUUGUUUUAAAGUUUCGAAUUUUAGUUCCAUUAUCAGCAUUUAAUGGAACUAACGAUAUGCCUUGCCGAUGUGCUGCUUAUGAAGAAACAGGCGAGUACCCCCGGUACAGCAUUUAGAGGUAGAUUAUUUUGAUUAUUACGUAUUCAUUUUUUGUUUUUGUUUUUUUAUUUUUUAUUUUGUCUAAAACUUAUUGUCCAUUUUAGUGAUCAUACCAGACCAGCAAAGUUUGGUAUUUGUUUGUGCUUGCUGCUGCUUAUUAUAGUUUUGUGGAUUCUUGUCUCUGGGAUUGUUUGUGCCAGAGAAGUGUUUGAUUUAUAAGUGUGGAAGAAGGGAUACCAUUUAGGGUCCCCAUUGAAUGAAUAAAAGACUCCAAAUAUUCUCAUCAAAAAAAUAAAAAAAAUGCAUCACUGCAGCUGUUUGACAUCAAUGAGAGGAUGUGGGCUAUUCUGGUUGAUUGAGGGAAAAGAAAAAUGGGAAUUUUUUAAAAAUAGUGGAAUUUUGGGGUAUUAAUUAUGUGAUAAAGGGAAGAGACAUUACUUUUGGCAGUUUAAUUGAUAGGUUUCUAGAGAAGCAGUCUAUUGUGAGGAAGAAGUUGCAGCUUGUUGGACUGGUUGCCAUGUUUGUUAGCAUGCAAGUACGAGGUGGUUUCUGUUCCUGUCGUGGAUGAUUUGGUGUUCAUUUCAGCUUACACAAAGAAAGAAGUGCUAGAAAUGGUUUAUCGGCGAGGUUGAUGAGCUGAAAUAAAUCUGGAAAGGGCAAAACGAAAAUAAAAUGCCACUUCAAGGGGAUGAUGAUUUUGUAACAGAAUCCUCGGUGGCUGCGAGGUUAAAGGAACAUGGAAUUGACUUGAGUUCAGACCCCUAUUUGAUGCAUCGCCAUGGUGUAGUGGAGCGAUCAUCAUGUUAUUGUAGGAGUUUGAGUCCUAAGAGAGUGGAAAAAGAAGGGACAGUGGUGUCACUGGAUAAUAAGGGGAGAUAUGGGUGGCUGGGUCGAGAUGAGAGAUUGCAGGGAAUGGUUUGGCCUGCCGACAAGAGGCCCGAUUACCAUGAGAUGAUAUCGAGUAAGGACGAGAUGAAAACGUAUGAGCUCUGUGAUAAUGUGGUUGGAGCUGAUGCUAAGAGUAUUGGUUUGAGGUAUGAAUAUGAAAAUAUUGGCAAAGGAGCUGCUAGGCAUUCGAGUAAGGAUGAGAUGAAAACGUAUGAGCUCCGUGAUAAUGUGGUUGGAACUGAUGCUAAGAGUAUUAGUUUGAGGUAUGAAUAUGAAAAUAUUGGCAAAGGAGCUGCUAGGCAUUUGAGUAAGGACGAGAUGAAAACGUAUGAGCUCCGUGAUAAUGUGGUUGGAACUGAUGCUAAGAGUAUUGGUUUGAGGUAUGAAUAUGAAAAUAUUGGCAGAGGAGCUGCUAGGCAUGACUGUGUUGAGACAGAGAGACUCUCGAGGGCCACUGAGCAUGAAAUAUUUAGACAAAAAUCAAUGGCUUUGCAAGAGGAGUUGGGCAGGGGAGUAUUGACACAGGGUUUGGAUUCGGAAUUGAAGUCAAAGUAUGUUGAAGGUGAAAGGAGUUUGCCAUCGGAUCCAAAGCUUCUUGACUUGGAUAGAUUUGAGGUUAGGGGAGCUCAUUAUCCAGACCCUCAUCUUCUGGACAAAUUGACAGCCAUGGAAAUGUAUGGUCGAGGGGAAAUGCAUGAGUUUCAUUCAAAAAAUAUUUCAUACCCUGUUGAGUAUACAUCCCAGCCUAAGGAUCUGAUGUGCACUUGUCACAUCAAGGGCAAUGCUACAAGAAUAUCUAGGGGGGAUUACCCCUCAUCAUUCAAAGAUGAUAUGGCUAUGCAGAAAGAUAUUCAUCCUUUGACCUCAGCAAAAUUUGGAAAUCAAUACUUUUUAAAUGAACACAGAGAGGAGUUCAUUUUUCGUGCUGGAAGACAGGAGGAUGUAAGGAGCUACUAUCAUGAUAGAUGCAGUGCUAGCAGGACCAAUGAUCAGGAAUACGUGUAUCCCAAAACUUGUCCUGAGGAAGAUUAUAAUCAUGGUUACUUGUCCGAGGGGUUAAACAGGAGGAGGAAUUUCCACCAACUAAAUGUUAGUCCAUCAAGAUUCCUGGGUGCAGCUAAGGAAAGGAUUGAUAUUUCUCAAAGAAAUCUGAUUGGCUGCAGUUCCUUGGAUCAUCACUCUUCACAAGCUGCUCUGGAGUAUCUUCCUUCUAGCACUUCCCCUGCUAUACUUCGUCAAGAUGAUUUUUAUCGGGAUUCCAGAGAAACUUAUGCUGAGAAGCAAAAUUUUAGAGAAAGAGAGAUGCCAUGUCCCUGCAUCUCACGAGGAAUAUUGAACCCUGGCAGUGAUAAUGAUUCUGCUUCCAACAUCUAUUUUGAAAAGUGGAGAAAAUCAUCGGGAGGUGAAAGCCAGAUGGAAAUACUUGGACAUGGGGUGGGAACAGAGAAAAUGGAAUCAUGUGUGCAUUGCACUAAAAAUGAGUUGGCUAGGUCGUUGAAGAGGAAGUAUAGUUUGGAUAAUGAAAUGAUCAUGCAUAAUUCUAAUGGGAUCAUGCCAAGGAAAUUGACUACUAUGAAGGGAACAAGUGAUGUAUCUGGAGUUCAGGACCAGAAGAAUCAAGAUGCAGCUCCUUUAUUGGAGCAUGACAUUGAGCAAUGUAGAAAGGUUUGUAAGGUAUAUGAGAAGGAAAAAUCCAAUCCAGUUACUGCUUCUCAUAAUCCUAUGGAACAGGGGCAAAAACUGCUUAUCAAUCAAAAUGAACCCUGGAAAAAGCAAAAAGUUCAUCAAGAACCCAGUUCACUCAGCUGGCAUAAUAUGAGGCAACAUAAUACGAAAAAUUCCCUCCCUAAGAAUGUUUGGGUAAGGGGAAACAUUGAUAAACAAAUGGAGGUGCAUGAAAAUAAAGUUAAGGAAUCAAAAAGCACCUUGGUGGAUUCUACGAAAUCAGUGUUACCUGAGGGUUCCAAUAAGUUUGAUCAACAGGUACAGAAGUUUUUCUUAAUUUUCACCAAAAAAGUGAAUGAAGAUCUUCCUACUCGAAAAAGAUAUAAGGAGAAAGGAAGGGCUGGAGGCUUAAUCUGUCUUGCCUGUGGGAAAAGGCAAUUCAGGGAUGCUCAAUCCUUAGGGGCACAUUGCUUUAUGACACAAAAGCAUGACUUGAAAGCUAAACACUUGGGUCUUCUCAAGGCAAUUUGUGUCCUGAUGGGGUGGAAUACUGUUGUGGGCCUGAAUGUUACAGCAUGGCUACCAGAGCCCAUUUCCAGAUCCAAUGCCUCAGCCCAAAGAGAAGACCUUAUACUCUGGCCACCAACUGUCAUUGUUCACAACUGUACCAAGUCAAGCUAUGGUCCACAAGAGCAACAAGUCAAAACUCUAAGAAAGAUUGAGGAUCUCCUGAGGGGUGAAGGUUUUGGCGUUAGUAAAAUCAAGGUUUGUCUUGGGAAGCCUUCAAAUGGUAGCGUAGUGGUGAUCAAAUUCUUGGCCACCUUUCUGGGCUUAAAAGAUGCAGAGAAGCUCCACGAGUAUUUUAUAAAGAAAGGGCAUGGAAGAAAAGACUUGAAUCAGGCUUCUGAUAAGGGGGCAGAUAAAUUUAACGAGAUUGUACUGUACGGAUACAUGGGUCCCGGUUUAAAAGAUGCAGAGAAGCUCCGCGAGUAUUUUAUAAAGAAAGGGCAUGGAAGAAAAGAGUUUAAUCAGGCUUCUGAUAAGGGGGCAGACAAACUUAGCGAGCUUGUACUGUACGGAUACAUGGGUAUAGCUGAGGACUUGGAUGAAGUGGAUAAAGAUACGAGUUCAAGAUGUUUGAUCAAGAGCAAGAAAGAAAUUCAUGAUUUUGUGGAUGCUCCUGUUUAUACCUCAAAGCAUCAACUCUCUUAAGCUUAACGCAAAAUGCUAUGAGGAGAUGGAGAAUCAUACAUGAAAUUCUGCAAAGCCUCACUUAUUUUCCCUCAAUAUUUUGUCAUAUUUGGAAACUAGAACCCCUUUUUUGUUAAAUGCUCUCCAUCUCCAC
Messenger RNA from Ipomoea triloba (trilobed morning glory), 5514 nucleotides. RefSeq lists its product as uncharacterized. The record is from RefSeq and is a predicted model, not a curated record. Lineage: Eukaryota; Viridiplantae; Streptophyta; Magnoliopsida; Solanales; Convolvulaceae. The transcript has 8 exons. Gene Ontology annotation, biological process: regulatory ncRNA-mediated gene silencing. The coding region runs from base 2289 to 5381 and encodes 1030 amino acids.